Topomyia yanbarensis is the source of this 13602-nucleotide messenger RNA. RefSeq lists its product as uncharacterized. Gene Ontology annotation, molecular function: G protein-coupled receptor activity; dopamine neurotransmitter receptor activity, coupled via Gi/Go. Gene Ontology annotation, biological process: adenylate cyclase-activating adrenergic receptor signaling pathway. The transcript has 6 exons. Lineage: Eukaryota; Metazoa; Arthropoda; Insecta; Diptera; Culicidae. Gene Ontology annotation, cellular component: membrane. The record is from RefSeq and is a predicted model, not a curated record. Bases 3459 to 5810 code for a protein of 783 amino acids.
CGCUUUGACGAGGAGAUGGGAAAGGUAUGCUCUCUUUUAUUUGCCAAACUGCUCUACUGCUCCACUGACUGGCAGCUGGUAUGAAUACGACCGGGCGGCGGCCCAGCCUGCCAGCCUCUGUAGUCAGUCAGCCGUGCCGCGCUGGACCAACACCGGACUCGCGCUGCACUCUGCCCAUCUAGUAGCUGUGUUGUAGUAGCUGGCGGGCCCUGAUGUGUCCGAACAUCGCUCCAUAACGUUCAGUCUCGGUCUUCUUGCACUGGCAGAAGGCAGCCUCUGGCGGUUUCUCGUUUCGAAUUCACCGCACCCCGUACACUGGCAAUUGGCUGUGCUUUUCGAAUUUCGCGCACGGUUCCCGAAACACGGGUAAAAGUUGACCUAAUUGAUCUGUUCCGCGCGUCCGUAGCACGAUGACUCCGGUUUUCUGUGUCACGAGGGGGAGAGAAAAAAUCUGCGCUGAAAAUUGAGGCAAAAACGUAUAAAUAAUUAUGAACGAUUAAUCGAGUGCGAAAGAGGAGCGAAAAAUAAAACAACAGUGUGAAAAUUGUAGAUGCGAGACAAAAAAAUUGACUAUCGGCGCAAUGGACAGAAAAAAAACACAUAAAUGGUGUGAUUGGGUUCCUCUAGCAUACGGUCGGUUUGUUCGUGUAGGUACAUAAUGCAUACUCGAAGUGUUUUUGCCAUUUUUGUUUACAUGCGGUUUUUCUACGCAGACGUGCGCCAUGUGAAAAGGAGUGGAAAAUAAAAUACGAAAUGCGUGAUGCGCGUAACUCAAUGGUAAAUGAUUGAACCGGUUUUUAUGAUAGUCAAGCCGACUACAGAAAAAGUGCGAUACGCCAGCAAUCAUUCAACGACCGACACUCUGCUCUGGUCUGGCAGUGGCACACGCUGAGUGAAAUGUAAUAACUGACCGUGCUUCCCCGUGCGAAUCGGGACCGGAGCAAACCACUAACCAUCCACCCACAUACAUAACAUACAUAGGUUGAUAGUUAGAUAGAUACAUAUACAUUCUGGUGACACGGGUGACAGUGAGAAUUGGUCUGCAGCUGUGUCUUUCACAACGCUCGGUGCUCGGAGUUUUGCAACAUUUGUCAUCGUGGAGACUCUGGUCCAAGCGUGGUUCUUGGAAUUGUAUCCAUGUGCCAGCAGCGGUGUAGAAUUGAUAUUUUUAAAACAAUUCGAGUGAAUUAUGUUGCCCUGGUGCGUGUUUGUUUUGCAUAAUUAUUUUCCCCGCUGGAGUGUCCCUAGGAUACAUGCUGAAUUGAACAUGAUUUGUCAUGCGAGAAAACUAAUCCGGGAAAGUGGUCAGUGAAAUCGAUUGCAAGUUAGUGCGUGCGAAAUGUUUGACUUCGACAAUCAACUUUAGGAAAUACUGUGUAUUGGACGCACAACAAUAACAAAAAUUCACCUCGAUUGGGUAACAAAUGAAACCGAAUCAAGUAUUUGGUGGAGAAGAAGGUAAACAGCGAAAUUACAAGUGCAGUGAAGUGUUUUGUUUGAAGAAGUGCUAUUACCGAAAGUGGCUUGUAUAGCAACAAUAACUGGAAGUGGAAUAGCGCGCUAGUGCACACGACACGGGCGAAGAAAGACGAUAAAGUCUUUCAAUUUCACUUGAAAACAAAAGCUUUUGCUCGUCUUUGAUGCGAUUCAUGGUCGGUAGAUCAAGGGUUGAAGGUGCUUACUGAAACGUUCCGCUAACAGCAGCGCACCAAAGGACGGUGUGGGGGUCGUAAAAAAGAAAGCAGCCACAAAAAUCACCACCGGUAAGAUAAGUUCUAUUUUAGUAGAGGAAAAAAGGUCGAUUCGUAAUUCAGACGAGUUUAUUUGCGGUGCACCAAAUAGCAGCUACUAGUGAAUACGUCGGAAGAUCCAGCCAGCCAGCCAACAAAAGCAGAUUUUCGCGAUAAAAUCGAAUCGCAGCCCUUGCAAUGAAUUCGGUGUCGGUUUGCGUGAACAGGAUUCCAUGCAAGGGUAAUAAAUAGAAGAGAUUAAAGUGAGCUAGAUUGCAUUUCAAUUGGUUUCGGUCAUGGUUUACGGCUGAUCGCUACCAGGGUGACUACUUAAAGCAGUCUCCUCGGCGGUCCCGACAUGGAAGCAGUGCUGUAGUGGAGCAUUAUGACGACAUGCAAGAGCAAUCCAGAGAACGUCUUAUAAAAACGAAGCUCCACGUGCGUACACACUACCAACCCCCGCCAGGCCUGACCAAAGGCAUCGAAAGCUCGCAAGUGUGGAUCCCGGCAUGUAGCAGACGUAACACUGACUUGAACUUGAACUUCAUCGUGUCGAAACUUGAACUAAUUAAUAAAUUGAACAAGAGUUAAACUGUGGUAAGGCUAAAACAGCGCUUAACCGAUGAAAGCAAAGUGAGAAAUAAAAACAUUUAAACGAACCGACAUGGUGUUUUAGCACGGAAACUUUAAUUGAGGUGAAUGCAGCUCCGUUUCAUAUAGAUUGAAAAAAAAACACGCAAACAAGCGGCAGCGGUAAAAAUAUAAACAUUUCAAAAGUGGCAUCGAAUGUGGUAUUUGCGUCAAUCAUUGGAGCAUAACAGAACAGAACAUCCAGCCGGUUCAAGUAACGCAGCCGCCUGUCCACCACUCAGCCCGAAACACCACUGCGAAGGCGAGAGUGCUUUGGCCUAAGCCGAAGCAUCAACGGUUCGGGUUCGGGUCGAGCUCGACGAGAUCAGCAGAACACCACCACAGUAGAGUCGAUAAACAUACCAACACAUAACACGCAGGCGGCAAGAACCCGAUGUGUAAAGAACAAUAAUCCGUGUAAACUGUGGUGAGAAAAAGAUUUUACCGAGCAUUUUGUGUCUUCGGGUAUCGGUAAAAUCCGUCGUGUCCAUACAACGCACAUAUACUGUGAAAUAGAGAGAGAGCGAGUACGCGGAAGAACUAUAGCAACAACGACGAAGACGAAAAUUUGCCAACAUCCAGUUAGCAGUUAGUCGACGGUUGGCACGGCAGCGGUGUGGAUUCAUUGUUUCAUUCAUCAGAUGACGGCCGCGCGACGAGCAAGUGUUUUCUCGAAAAGCAGUGCUUGAGAAUUGGUUUCCAGUGCGAGCAAAUUAUGAUGUGUGUCUAGGCAAAGAACAAUCAACAAACGAAACAAACCGUCAGACAAAUUAGUGCGAAAAAUAAUGAGCCAUCUAUUAUUGGUGGUGUUAAAACGGAUACAAAAUUGUCGUUGUGUACACACGAAGAAAAAAUCGGUGCAGUGAAUUGUAAAUCAGUUGCAAGUUUUCAUUUCUUCAUCACACGAGUAUGGAAGAGUGACAAGCGAAGUGUUUAAAACCCCCAGACGGGUGAAACAAUGAAACUUCGGUGCCAAACACGGUUCUGAGUGCCGAAAAGUGCGAUAGCUGAAGCGAAACUUUUCGGUUUAUACAAAAUAAUCACACAGAAAAUGACGAAAUCCAAGCUAGCAACGGAAAGUGAAACUCGUGAAGCACAAUGUUAGCCGUUGAUUGCCUGGUCGGUGGAUUACUACUCAGUUCGAUCGGUGUGAAUAUCCUAGCGCUCGGUGCUUUCUGGGUCACUCCAAGUCUUCGAACAACAGCGAAUCGUUUCGUGAUUAAUUUGCUGGUUGUGAACUUGGUAUGUUGUAUAAUUCUUGGCCCAUCGCUGCUGCUGAAUGCAUUUACAUCGAAAUCAGCGCCGGUUUCACCAUCGACGGUGGUGGUGUUGGCCGCGACCACAGCGUCGACCUCAACCACUACAACUGCUGCAGCGGCAUCGACCUCCGGAAACGGCAGCAGCGUUGUUGCAUCAGCCGGACUUCCAUACGCGAUCGCAGUGAAUGCCACUAUCAGUGAAGAUGAUAAUGUACAUAAUAGAACCUAUAGAGUAGUUAAAUGUCGGAACGCCACCACCAUUGGAUGUGAUACUAUAUUGAUAAGAAGUAAUGUAAAUGUUGAAGAUGUGCGGUACGUGAAAUCACAUCACGGUGAUGUAAUCGAUUCCAAACUGACGCUGACAAAGAUAAGAUGCUGGGGGCUCGACUUGGUCGUCGCUCUCGGGGCUCUCUCGGUGCUACUAGUGGUCGGAGAUACCUGGUGUGCCGUUACCGAUCCUUUGCGAUACCACUCGCGAAUCUCGGACUUGAAAGCUUGGGCAUUUAUUGCCGGCACCUGGCUAUUGGGAAUCGCCUUCGGAAUAGCUUCCGGCUUCCGGGGUGAUCAGAAAAACAUUACCCUAUUUAAUAGCCGGCUGACGAGUGCCGAAGCGACAACCGCAUUUGAUGCUAGUCAUUUAAACAAUAAGAAUCUAACGGCGGCCAGUCAGCGAGAUAAUGGCCUAAUAAAUCAUCUCAACAUUUCCGAGGAUCUGUACAAUACAAUAUUCUCCUACACGUAUUUUGUGAUUGUCAUUCUGUUGCCGUUCGCACUUGUGUGCGGCAUGUACUGGCGAAUAUACUCGGAGGCGCGAGAGAGCGGCCAGCGGAUGCGGCAAAAUGGUUCUUCGCCUCUGCUACAAAGUGCACUAAACCUGGCAGCAGUUUCGGCACAGAAACAAGCGGAAAAGCAAGCUGAACACCAUCGCCAGCAACCAGACCGAGACGGAGGGUGCGAUGGGCUGACAAUGAAAAUCGAUAAACAGAUUCAUUAUGAAGAUGAAACCAUCACUGUUAAUAGUAUUGAACACAGCAGUAGUAUUAAACAAAAAUAUUCCUGUCUGAAGCCUUUAUUGCAACAGUCACCGGAGUCUACACCGACACACCAACCGAUACAGCAUGGCGUUGAAGAAUCGUCAAUAGUACAAAUGGUUAAUAGUACCACCGUAGCUUCCCUUUCCAUACCGGCUAACCGGCUUCAAACUUCACUAAAACAGGAAAGAAACCACAGCAUUAUGCUAUCAUCAUCGGAAGCUGGCAGAUUAACCUGCAAGGAUGCUUCAAAUAAAAUUCGACGAAACCACAGUGCUGGUCGUCUAGUUAGCUUCAAUGAGCAAAACCAAGAGCUACUACCUGCCCUACGACAGGUCCAAUCGACUCCGAACUUCCAGAAGCUAGUUCCUUCGGAGUUCGAUCACAUUGGCAAUCAUCACAUCCUGUCCCUGCCAGCGGUUCACGUGCCCCCAAAGGCCCUGAGCUAUAUGACAUCAAUAAGGCAUCGUUUGUCGAACGCAUCUUCGCUGUUCAAAUAUCGUGAAGAAUCGCGGGCAGCUAGAAUCAGCAUUCUGGUGAUAAUUAUGUUUCUCGUGUCGUAUUUACCAUACGGGAUCCUAGUAUUAAUGCAGGGGCAUGUCGAUCUGUUCCUGGUGUCCGACCAAGCUCUACUGGCCAUAUUGACUGUAGUAAUUGCGAACUUGAGCUCGCCCUUCAUCUUUGCCUACAGGAAUAAGCGAGUACGACGAGGUGUUAAGCGCCUGCUUGGAAUCGAUAGAAAAACUAAUGAACGACUACUGAGGCUUACCAGUAGCAAUACUCACUUCAACAACAACAACAACAUCAACAGUAACAACAACUACAGCGCCAAUAUUAGCUUUCAUAACGCAACCAACGGGGCCGACGGAAGUGCUUCCAAUGGUCACAUUUCCACCCACCACAAGUCCCACAAGGUCCGGAUCGCCGGCCUAUCGCGGAGUAAUAGUACGUGUAAAUAUCUCACCCCCAACCACGCGGCAGCCGUGGCCGUCGCCAACGGGUUCAUAGUGGAGUUUGAGCGCUACCCCUCGGAUGAGCUCAACAGUCUGUGCAUCCAGAAGAAAUCGAUACUGAAACGAGUCUGUGAUAGUUCGCGGAAGUGGGGCUGCAACUUUGCCACCAAUUCCUGUACCAGCAACGAUGAGCAAACGGAAGUGUAGCUAUAAUGUGGUAAUUUAAUCUAAAAUAUUUUGUUUCUUCACUUUCUCAUUACGGUGUGCUCAAACGUCUCAUGUCUCUCGUCAUAUCGGUCCGACACUAUAAUACGUCAGCAUACGUCAGGCCAAAAGGUUAUAUUGUCACGCUAUUUUCAAGUAUCCCGAAGACAUCCCACGCCACGCACGUAUCGCACCUUUUACUUACAAACUGCCAGUUUAUGCCAUCAAUCUGUUACCGCCUUUUCCGUGGUUUGACGCUUUUCGGAAUGAUAUAUGUACUCUCGCGUUCCCAGUCUAAAAUGAAAAUUGAACUGUUUUAAUUUGAGUUUUUGCAUUCUAGCAGAUUUGUAACUCAGAUCUGAAUUCAGAUUUUCGGGGUUCAAUUCGAUGUUUUUAGAUUGUAUUGUUUAUUUAUUAUCACUGAAAACGUCAAAAUUUCCGACCCAACUAAUAGUCAAAACACACCAACGAUCCUUAAUCCCACCCUGCCUAGGUCUUACACCAUUUCACUUUUCGAAAUUUUCUACACCCGACUGUGCAUUUUUCGCUCUCUCUCUCUGUCUUUCAACCCGUCACACUAUGCCAAAACGAAAACUUUCCAUCGGAUUCUCGCCGAUAUUUACAUAAAAGACGCAUUAGUUCACGGUGCUACUAAUUUGCAUCCUGUUCGGGAUACCUACCUGGGGUUUACACGUGCCGGACCCUCAGAACCAGCUGUACACUGUAAACAGAGAGAAGUUCAAAUUUUAUUACUGUUGCUAUCGCGUAGUUCUGCAUAGACACACGAUAAGCUAUGCUUCCACUGCUGUUGUAGCGAGACCCCCUCCCGAUCCGUCGAUCGUAAAUGGUCGGGUCGAGUGAAACGGGUUAAAGGAAAACGAUUGCGAUUAAAUCUUUCCCAUUUGGGACUUUAUAAAUUGUUAGAUACACAAAUAGAUAGUACAGUCCAGGUUCGUGGGAACCAUCUGGCGGUCGGGACAGACAAAUUUAUUGGCUGACUAUGGUUGAUUGCGCUGACUACUGCAGAACGUGUGUUUUCAACGAUUGCAGGCUUGGGAUUUCCUGUGUCGGUGAACGAUUGGAACGGCGCGUGUUAGAACACUUGCUCCACAUAGUCUGAUAUCCUUUGUUUUGUCUUUUCAAUCGAAACUUGCGUAAACGUGCCGCCGGCCUGCCUUGACUCACUCACUCGUCAAACGAACGAUAAGGUAGGCAUAAGGCCCUGCAGUCGGUGUUUUAUUGUUUCGUUCUAGUUUACAGCCCUGCUGGUGCUGGUUACAGUGUGCAUAUACCGGUUAUGCUAAUGGGAAGAGACGUCGCUAUAGCGACAAACAUUUCAUACCUCUGCCGCAGGUUUGCUGAUCUUGCUGCUGCAGGGUGCUGCUUUUUGCCUGAAUUCUCUCGCUCUUGCCUUAUUUUUCUUGGCUGCACGUACUGAAUACGACGCGUCAGGUUAAAAAUAAUUCUAGACUAGGAGAGAAAGACAGGCCUCGUUGCACAGCGGGGCGGUGAAUGGGGACCGGGACUCUUGUACGAAGAAGAGGAAUUUCCUCCAGGGCAUAAACGAUGUGUGUGCGUGGCUCCUUAGAGUCUCACCAUUAGCGUUGUGAUUUUUAUAGGAGUAGGUCGGUUAUGGCAGUAUGUAGCUUCGAAAUUACGAGAAAAAAGAAAAAUAUUUUUCAAGCUUUCGAAUGUCUGACAUUUUCUGUCCAUUGUGUCUUGUCUACCAGCUGUUGAUCUUUAGAUCGACAUAUUUAUUGGCAACUGACCUUUAGAAUAUUUCGAAAUGAGUUUUACAAGUUUGAAAGCAUUAAACCCGUGGUAUGAACUGAUUGUGACAAGCCGAUUCGUAAUUCUCUCUUUCUCUCAUAUACACUUAGCUUGCCGGUAUAUAUAUGUUACGGUUCGCGAUCACCCAAGUUUUGAAUUAGCUUGCCAAAAAUCGUGGGUAAAUUAUUGCCAAAAACACUUCCCAAUUACAUUUAAAGAGAGUAGGAGACAGUUCAUCUAGAUCAAACAAGAAAUUUUAAACAUAUAUUUAUCGAUUAAUCUACCUUUAUAAAAUAUGUGUGCAGAAUGCUGAAUUCCAGGCGGUGAGGCACUUAGAACCCCAGAACCGUCUUCACGCAUGGGCAUACUGGGCCAUGGCCAGGGGCCCCGCAAUUUUUGGGGCAUAUAUAAUAUCUUUCUAAGGACUACGUCAGCGAAAAAAUAAAUCUAUAAUGUUAUUUUCGUAUAAUCUCGAAAAAUUUUAAAACUCCCUUUGCAAAAGUGUGAUUGAAAAUUGAAAAUCGACCACACCUUUUGCUUUAAAUCUGAUAAAAGGAAACAAAUCAAACGAUAUUUGUAGACCCUCGAACAUUUAGUGGGAUAUAUUGCAUGUAAUUUUUUUUUGGUCCCAAUAUUUUUGCCACGAAAUAUUUCUAUGAACAUUUUUAUAUUGCGGAAUGUUUCCAAUAAAAGUACGGUUAAUGCGGAAGUGAGGGAAGGAAAGGUUUUAACGGUUAAAAUAGCCUUGUAUAAGUGGGUCUUUUCAUUGAAUUACUAUACAAUAAUGCAACAUUUUAACAUUUUCCUAAUUUUUCAUUGCGGAAUUUUGAAAAAUGGGCUAGUUACAGUGCGGCACAUCGAAAAAUUCGGUGCACAUCAUAUCUCAAAAUCUACUAUGGUGUUUCCUAUUCAAACUGUUUUAAGAGAAUGGUAUUGAAAUUAAUUGUACCGCUCAUAUUAUUAGGUUCGAAAAAUUUCAGAUUUUUCGCUUUGAAACCAUUUUUAAUCGAACAUUGUCUAACCAUUAAGGUACCAUUUGUACUUUCAAACGGUGAAAAUGUUAAUUAUUUUUAUAAUACAAAUUUAUUCUCCGUCGGUCUCAUUUCGCACUAAGGACUUCUCACCGACACCAGAGAGGCGACUCCACCAUCCUAAACCAUUGGCGCCAUCUUCGAAAUACUAAUUUGCUCAAUAGGUGACUGUAUUUGUAGUUCGAAUUUUCAAGUUCGCUUUUUACGCCUCCCCAGUCACAAUAAACGAAUGCACGAAACUUCUGUCGGAAUAUAUUACAAAAAUCUGCCUUACCAGCAAUUCGUGCAAAAAGUGACAUCAUUUCAAAGAAUCGUUAGUUAUAUUACUGCAGUAAAGUAUACUAACAUCAAAAAUAAAUGAAUCUCGAGGCGAUUGACGCAUCUAGGUUCAACAUAAUAUUGAUUGAUUUCAAAGUUUGUAAUAUUCAGCCAUCUGUAAACGAAGUGUAAUAUUGAUUAGAAGAAAAAUCGGGAUUAAUUAUAAAGUUAGAAAUCGACUUUGUCCAAUUUCAUCAUAUCAGAAACAUUGAGAAGGUGAUAACAACACUGAACAAAACAAUGUAACUAUUGUGAGUCCCGUAGUCUAAGUUGUGAAAUACAUACGUUUCAUAGCAUUAUCAUGUUUGGAUCGUAAGCAAAACAUAUAUGUUUAUGUUGAAUUUCAUAGGCAAGAUUAUAACACAACGCAAUUGUCAUAAUUUAUUUCAAUAUUUAUUCCUUUACCAACCAUUAUUUCCGAAUGUUGAAAACUUGUAAAAAAAUACCGAAAAACUCAAUUUUCAAAAGAUUCGACCACAGCUCGUUCAUGUUUGAUUGUCACUCAUUUUAUGUAUGCCGCAAAUCAUUUACACUAGAAUCAUGAAAUCAAUUGAUACUAGGUGUUUAAACGUGGUGUAUCUAUUCAGGAGACGAUAUAUCAACACUAGUAUACUGAGGAGACAAUAAGAGCUGUACCAGUCCAAGUUCCGCCACGACAUACACUGUAUGAUUGAACAAGCCAAUGAAACAAAGAUACUUUAAUGAUCUGUUGCUGUUAAUGAUUUUUACACAGACUUAUUGUCAUUUGUCAAGAAAAUCAGUGGCAUCACUUGCUUUAUUGUCCACUAGCUUGCCUUUCAUUUUCUUAUAUCUCCUGUAAUUUGUGUCUUUUCCGCUUUGUGGUCUGAGAAUUUUCACUUUGCGUCUCACUGAUGGUAGAAUUUCUGUCGAACAAGAUCCCUUAUAAGAGACUUCCAUUUAAAACUAAACACAUUGAACUCAGUUGGACCAUAUUUGAACUUCUGGUGCAUCACAAUUAAUCUGUAUUCUAAAGAUUUCGAAAGAGCUUAAGUAGAAAUAUGCCGCCGUGCUUUCAUAUAUAUAUUUUUGCCCAGAUAAGAACAGAUUUUUUUAGCAUGCCUGAAGCAAGCGAAUAACAUUACUGGCGACAAGUAUUUGAUGAAACACUACCACGACAACAUGCCCGCCCACAAAGUUGAGAUCGAUAGUGUGGUCACCGAUUCAAGAUUUUCAUUAGUGCGGGUAAUGCGAAAAUUUGGAAUAGCAAUUGCUUACGAGAGGACAAAAUUAUAUCUCCCUUCAAACUCGUAUCGGCGAUGCAUUGCACCAAAUAUAAGCAAAUGGGCCACUGUAGCAAUAAGACCCGGUGUGGCAAGUGCGCUUAGAUUCAUUAGUAUGACUUUUGCUCCGCGAACAAACAGCGCUCGGUGAAUCUGAAGCGUUUCUUAAAAAAAAACGCUCUAAGAACUCUUUUGCAGAAAUACUUAAGAGCGAACUACGUCAUUGAAUACGAUAAAUCAUUAUACUCUCUUGGUUCAGGAAGAGUGUGACUCUGACGAUCCCCUUGUGGGACAUGUUUUAUUACUCCUGAGAGGUCUGUAAAGGGCAAGAAUUUUUUCUUGGGAGCCCGCCAAAUAUAAUGCCUAAAGGAAGCGCUGACACAAAGCCAAAGCAAACAGCCUCUGGUCUAAGAAAUUAGAAAUCAAACGAGGAGAUUCCAGCACUUCCGGGAACACCAAAAGUCUCAAGUGGAUGAACAUUUCAACCACAGAUUCAGCCGGUCUGAUUCGGCCUACGUUGAGCCACGGCUAUUUUGUGUUUUUGCGGAAACGCUCUCGGUAGCCAGGAGAUCUCAAUGCUAUUCUCUUCCCGAUGAUAAUCGAUCUAUCCACAAUAUUUGGUAUAGCUUUAAGGAGCGUGAAGCUUCGAUCAGUAAGAACUACGCUAGGAAUGAACGGCAUGACUUAUUAUAUUUCAUCGAAAAUUGUCUCAGCAUUUUGCUGUAAUUUUCUAAGUGCGUAUGCGAUUGGUCGCUGGCGCUAAGGUAUUUUUAAAAGGUAUAUCCUAGAGAAAUGCAACACUUGGCCGAAUAUGGUGAGGUUGCAGCUAAACUUUAUUGGCGCCAUAUUAGCAAAUAUAUUCAAAGAGUUACACUUGUCCGUCGAUCUGUUUCAGUGACUGUUCAGUACCGUACUCGGACACCAAUAUUUUUUCACACACUUCAAAUGUAUAUACUUAUCCGGCGCAAAAAACUAAAUUUGUCUUUAUUCUUCUUAAGAAUCCGUUGAAUAUCGAUUAUAUCCGGUUAAAAUAAGACUUUUCAAAUCCCUUCUUCGCAUCCAACUAAUGACAUUGAAUUAACAUCGAACGCUUUCAUCGCCACUUUGUACCCUUUUAAAAUUUACGCUCAAUUGAUACAUUCAAUGUAUCUAGGUUUUCAAGUCAUCUCCAUGACCAAUUGCUUGGAUUCCCUUUCCAAGUUCUUCUCAAGAUUCGAUACUGUCUUGGGCUGCAAAAAGUUGUGCAUAAAUGACCAUGACUAGCUAUCAGUUACACUUAAUUCGGUUAGUAGUGAACGGACCAGGAACUUGAACUUGUCACGAGUCGAUUUAGCACAUUAUAGAGACUCGUUUUUUUUGUGCAAGCAAUUAUUUUGCGGAAUCUGCUACCGGUUGACAAAAAUCAUUCUCGUAGGUGAGUGCAGAGUGUUUAGGUUGGUUAAAAGAGAGGAAUUGGUUUUAAUUGAAAUUUUUAUAUUAAAUGUGAUGUGAGAUGUGAUUAAUGUGAAAAUGUGGAAUUUAUUAGUGCUGAUUAUUAUAUGGUGAAGUGAAUUUCGAUUGGAGAAGCAAAGAAGUAGUCCAUAUUCCACGAAAAUAUUUAAAAUAAAUAAGUAAAAGAAAUUAAGGUUCAUGUCACCCUUCUCUAAAACCCAUGAGUCUAACAAAUAGGAAUGUAAUUUUCUAAUAAAUCGAUAACAUUCAAAUCUGAACUAUUUGUAGAUCUUGUUCCAAACAUGAAACAAGCUGCCUAAAAUAAAAGUCUGCCUUACCAAUGUUAGUAUACGACGCCUUCGAUUCAAUAAAAAGCUUUUUAAGACCUUGAGCAUUUUCUAAGAAGAUACAAGAUAGAAAUACUACGUUUCUCAUGGUUUUCGGUAGGCCCGUAGCCUGCGGUUGGCUGGAUUGGCUGGAUUGGCCUCCGCCAAGGGGGGCGCCGAAAUCAUCAAUUUUAUGGAAUCAUUGGAAUAAGGAAGGUACACAUUAAGUCAUUGUUUGCAAGUCGCAGAAAUUCGCAAGUACAGAAGCCCAUGCUACGACGCUGUCAGUCCCAUCCAGAUGCACAAUAAAUGGUAUUGUUCUCCAAUGUAAAGUGUAUAUUGAGAGAUUCACUGAAACGUGCACGCCGCACCAACUGCACUUGUAUAUGCUUAUUUGCGCUUGAAAUUAAGUAAUGUAGCGGUAGUAAUAAGCCUCCCAUUUUGGUUUAAAGGCAAGGACAACAAAACAGAAUUUGAUUGAUUAGUUUAACUCAUUUAACUCAUUUAACCAAUUUUAUCAAUUCUGUAAUUUAAAAAAACUUUUGAAUUAUACUGAACGCGGUGAAUUUGGCACCACUUGCACCUCUGGUAUAAUCAACCUGUACAAAACGUUGCGUAAUGCAGGUCUGUUUUUGGAACAACAUAUGUUAUCAUUCAGCCCUUCGUUAUGCAAAAUCGCGAUAUUAUGCCAGAUGAGCUAAGCGCGGUGUUUCACGGAGUGCGGCCGUUCCUUUUAAUCGGGCCGCGUGGAAUUUUGAGGAAAUGCGCUAAUACUAACAUAAAUAACGUACGUUUUCGAGUGGUGCGAGACGAAAAUUUCAAAUGCAAAGACUUCAUAUUGCAGGCAUAGCGAAAAUUAUUGCAGUCACUAGUACUUUCUCAAUUUUAUAGAAAUAUAAAUAGCACAGCACUGCCGUUCUACGCAUAAUUGUCCCAUGUUGCUUUUUGGUCAUUUUCACUUUUUUUAAUCAAACAGUCCUUUUUGAUGUAUAUUUUCAGAAAACACAUCCAAAUCAUAAAGUUUGUUUGAAGACUUCGUGAAAAAAUACCAAGUCUGUUUGUCCCAUGGUUGAUAUUCUACGCAUAAUUGUCCCACUAACAAAAAUCCCAAAAAAGUGCGCAAUAAAAAAAUAAUUACGUAGCGUUUAGUUAAGAAGUACAUUACGCUAGAUAUCGGUCACUGAAAAAAUUGAUGGAAAAAUACAGGAUCAUUAAAAAAGAGAUGGCAGUGGCAAUAUUAAUUAUAGCAGUGAGAACAAUCCUGUAAAGCUCUUCAUUACUAUCGUCGCUUGCAUAACAUGGCGAACGCAUCUAGGAUAAUGAGCCUAUUUUCGCAAUGUUUCUAUUAUCACGCUACCCAUUUAAAGCCGUUGGUUAGUGCAGCGUUUGCUAUCUUUGUUCAACAAAUUGGAUCAAAUGGUAGGGCGACAAUUGGAGCACUCGAUUGGAACUUUAGUUGCGAUCAAACACUAGCAUUUUAUCGUUUUCAGGCCAUUUGUGUUAUUAGAUUGGUUCUUAAGAACGAAGCAAGGUUGUGAAUGCCAAAAUAAUGCACUCCAUCGAGUGUAGGCAGAGUAAUUAAUGAUCUUGUGUGGUACCCUUCUAAAUACAGUAAAAAUAGGUACUUUAUCCUAUUUCCAAUUUUGAUGAAGCAACAAAUCUCCCGAGUAACAGAAAA